CUCCUUUUUUUUUUUUUUUUGGUAAAACUUUCACCUUUCUUCACCAUGUCGAGCAUUCAAGAGAUUCUGUCUAAAUUUCAAUUUGAAAGGGUUCUUUCCAACGACACGAGGGGAAAGUUAGUUUAUAUCCUGGGACAAGUGGAAGGACAAGAUUGCAUUGUUUCCUUUGAAAAGACACAAUACGAUGAAUCCGUCAUUCCUCAAUUAACAAGUUCGGUCGGUACGAUGGACGACGUGGUUGAAAAUAAUAUUUACGGCUGGUGUAUGACCGCCAUGAAAUACAAUGUAUUAGAUACACGCGUCAAAACCAUUUUCCCUGCCACCGAUGUCCAUAUUGCCAAGUACGAGGCUCAAGCACGUGUGAUGGUGAUUGAAACGCCUGCGCUCUAUCAAAGCAUCACUUUACCUUAUAUUCAACGUAUUCCCAAAAAGCGUACACAGUGGGUAGACAACAUUUUGGAUGGAACUGCCGAGGCAGAUCGAGUGAUUUAUCAUGAUAAGGACCCCGAGACUGGAUUUGUUGUUUUACCGGAUAUGAAAUGGGAUGGACAGAGUGAGACGUUGUACUGGGUGGCUAUUUCGAUGCAGAGUAAAAUACUAUCCCUUCGAUCACUGAAUGCAACUCAUCUCGCUUUCUUGAAAACCUUGAGAGACACCUGUUAUCAACUUGUCAAGGAAAAGGCAGGCUUAGAAUCAAAUCAAUUACGUUUAUUCAUUCAUUACCAACCUUCCUAUUACCAUUUCCAUGUACAUAUCACAGCGGUUUCUUUUGCAGAUGCACCCGGUGUGGUCUCUGGUCAAGCUCACUUGUUGGAUACCGUCAUUGAUAAUAUUGAACUCUAUCCAGACUACUAUCAAAAAGCUAGUUUACCCUUUGUUAUUGGCGAAAAGCAUGAAUUAAUCACCAACCAUGCAUGGUAAAAAUAAAUUUUAUGGCAUCCCAAAAAAAAAAGUGAUGUUUAUGUGUGCAUUUUAUACGUCCAAACUAUCAAGUUGGAUCUUGAUUCAUGUGUAGAUUUUUUUUUUUUUUGGCAUGACUACUCUCAC
This is a messenger RNA of Mucor mucedo, 1047 nucleotides long. Its product is annotated as HIT-like domain-containing protein. Lineage: Eukaryota; Fungi; Mucoromycota; Mucoromycetes; Mucorales; Mucoraceae. The transcript has a single exon. Gene Ontology annotation, biological process: deadenylation-dependent decapping of nuclear-transcribed mRNA. Gene Ontology annotation, molecular function: hydrolase activity; RNA 7-methylguanosine cap binding. The record is from RefSeq and is a predicted model, not a curated record. Bases 46 to 921 code for a protein of 291 amino acids. Gene Ontology annotation, cellular component: nucleus; P-body.